This is a messenger RNA of Haemorhous mexicanus (house finch), 1185 nucleotides long. It is a transcript of the gene COMMD10, whose product is annotated as COMM domain containing 10. The record is from RefSeq and is a predicted model, not a curated record. Bases 59 to 658 code for a protein of 199 amino acids. Lineage: Eukaryota; Metazoa; Chordata; Aves; Passeriformes; Fringillidae. The transcript is spliced from 7 exons.
GGCGCGGCGAUGCUUGGCCCUGCCAGGCCGCCGUCGGGGGUGGGCCCGCGCCACAGCCAUGGCGGCGCCCAUCUUGCCGGAGAGCGACAGCAUCCGCAGGGCCGUGUCGCUGCUUAACGCCGUGGACCCAGGCCGGUUUCCGCGGCUCCUCUCCCGCCUUCUCCAGAAGCUGCACCUGAAGGCUGAAAGUACCUUCAGUGAAGAGGAGGAAGAAAAACUUCAAAUAGCUUUUUCAUUGGAAAAACAGGAUCUUCAUCUGGUUCUUGAAACUAUAUCAUUCAUUUUGGAACAGGCAGUCUACCACAAUUUGAAGCCUGCUUCACUGCAACAGCAGCUACAAAGCAUUCACCUGGAUCAAGACAAAGCCGAAGCGUUUGCUAGUGCAUGGGCGACUGCAGGUCAAGAGACGAUUGAAAAGUUCAGGCAGAGGGUUUUGACCCCUCAGAAGCUUGAAACAGUUGGAUGGCAGCUUAAUCUUCAAAUGGCUGAGUCCAUGCAAGCAAAGCUGAAGUCUCCUCAAGCUGUGCUAGAGCUGGGAGUGAGCAAUGAAGAUUCAAAGAACCUGAAGAAGGUGUUUGUAGAAUUUAGCCAUCAGGAGCUAUUUGAGUUCUACAACAAGCUCGAAACUAUACAAGCACAGCUGGAUUCCCUUACGUGAUGUUUUUGAAGACUUAUUUCUCCAUCAUGCUCCUGCCACCUCAUUAUUUUGAAUUGAAGAUAGAUUGCCAAGCUGCAUUUCCUGAAGGAUUCAGCGGGUUGCAUCUUGUAAAAUUAUAUGGCUUAUCUGCUUUUCGGACCAGUACCAUUAGCCAAGAGUCUUUGUCGAGGGUCUGAAGAUUCUAAUGGACUUUCUCUUUUUUGCUUAGCAGCUGUGAAAAAUGUCUUCUUUACUUACAGUGAGGAAACACCCUGCCCACCCUACCCACCCCCCCCCCCCCACCAAAGAAUGCUACUCUGCUUCAGAGAUUUUUUUUUUCAUUCUGUUAUGCGUGUUACCUGAUUCUGGUAGAAAUUUGCAUGUUAUUGAGAGACCAGGAAAAAAGCCCUUUUUUGUGGACAUAAAUGUAGAAGUUAUAAAAAAAUACACAGCUAAUAAAAUCUCUAUCCUUUUAAAAUAAUAUUCACGCAAUUGAUAAUGCUUCUUGCAGAUUUAAAAUAAAAUAAAAUAAAAUAAGUCAAAAUAAA